This is a messenger RNA of Knipowitschia caucasica, 1737 nucleotides long. The record is from the annotation of a GenBank genome assembly. Lineage: Eukaryota; Metazoa; Chordata; Actinopteri; Gobiiformes; Gobiidae.
AUGAAGAGAAGUUAUCCUUCUGGAAGCGAUAAACGAAAGCGCAAAAAAGAGGAAGACGAGAAAAGAAAGCAUGAUAGCGGAUUGCUAAGAAAAUGUUUAGUUCCCUCAUCUUCUUCAAAUCAGGAACAUGCUUCUAGUUCUCAGUCUGCCGCUACACACACUACUACAGUCCCAAGUACUGCCACGCCAAGGUUUACUGCCCCCUCAAGCUCUACAGCCCUGGACAGCAGCGCUUCCUCCAGUGAGCAGCAGUCAGCUAUAUCCCGUACUGCAAUGGUCAACAUUUCGUCGCCUACCUCCAUUGACCAAGAGGACCAAACAGAACCACAAGCACCCACUCCAGCUCAAACGACAUCCACAGACCAAGAAAAAGCAACACCAAUAAGAUUGACAUCUUCUGAUCCUGGACAGUGGCCUGAUGUUCUUAAUGAUGGUGAAAAGAGUUCCCUGGUGAAAAAAGGUCCUCUUCAGGUUUCGGGCGGUGUUUCGGGCGGUGGAAGCAGACAGUACAUUUGGAUUCUUCUCAGCAGCAACAUGGAAGUACGACUGUUUUCAUUGACGUCCGCAUGUUUAGCUCUGAUCUCGUCUGUCCUGACCCUGGAUGUGGUGAUUCCUAAAGAUCAAUACGAGUUUGCUCGAGGAGACAACAUCACACUUCCCUGUAACUUCAAGAGCACACUGUCCGUGCUUCCUCUCGUCAUCAUCUCGUGGACGGCAGAAGGAGUGGACGAAGGAGAAGAUGUGCUGAUGCUGACGCACUACACACCCCCAGGGACGACUGACUACAAAAAUCAGUAUGAAGGCCGGGUGGAGUUAGACGCCAACGCAGCCACAGGAAAAGCAGAUCUGCGGCUUUCCUCCAUCACGCUGGAUGACAACAGACGCUUCGUUUGUCGAGUGCAAAUCCCCGGAGACGACGAGGGCACUCCGUCCGAUGUUGCUCGACUUGUGGUCCUCGUGGCUCCUUCUCCUCCCAUCUGUAAGAUCCAGGGCAAAGCUGAGUAUGGGCAGAACAUAAACCUGACGUGUCACUCCAAGGAGGGCUCCCCACCGCCCACCUACUCCUGGGAGGACCGGGACGUACGCAACAUGCCCCGGGUCAGGGACCCCCGGACCACAGACAAGGGAGGGAUCUUGGCCUUGUACAACAUCUCCAAAGAAACCUCCGGAUACUACACCUGCACGUCCAGAAACAAGAUCCGCUCUGCCUCCUGCAACAUCACCCUCACCGUCAUGCCACCAUCCAUGAUGGGCUCCGUGGGGCAGACGGCUGGGAUCGUCGCUGGAGCCGUGGCGCUGGUUAUCAUCCUCAUCAUCGUCAUCUACUGCUGCUGCUGCAAGAAGAAGGAGGAGAAGGGCGAAGAGUACACCAUGGGGGUGCAGGCGGAGGACGAUCGUGACAAAGAACCAAUUGAGAACGGCGAGCGGCGUGUGGUUCGAGACAACAAAGAGAGAGAGCGCCGUGACAUUGACCCUCCUCGCAGCGACUACGAUGAUCGUCGUAGCGACUAUGAUGAUCGUCGUAGCGACUACAAUGAUCGUCGUAGCGACUACAAUGAUCGGCGUAGCGACUACGACGAUGCCCGUAGCGAUUACGAUGAUCGCCGUAGCGACUACACUGACCGCCGCGAUCGCUAUGACGACGAUGACCGCCGCCCUGUCAGCAGAGACCGUCGCUAUGACGACGACAGACCUGCACCGCCGUUAAACAAACCUCCGAGACGAGACUACGACUGA